Molecule: messenger RNA, 885 nt
Organism: Penicillium soppii
Lineage: Eukaryota; Fungi; Ascomycota; Eurotiomycetes; Eurotiales; Aspergillaceae
Product: pyrroline-5-carboxylate reductase family protein
Exons: 2
Coding region: 1-885 (294 amino acids)
Biological process (GO): L-proline biosynthetic process
Molecular function (GO): pyrroline-5-carboxylate reductase activity
Source: RefSeq, a predicted model, not a curated record
AUGGCUUCCCAAACACUCGGAUUCGUCGGCUGCGGAAACAUGGGAGGGGCCGUCUUGAACGGCAUUCUCGCCGCCGCAUUUACAAAAACCUCAACAGAACCAAAGCCUAUCUCGGGCUUUAUUGUAUGCACCAAGACCGCAGGCUCAGCGGCACGCAUCAAGUCCUCCAUCGCAGCCGAGCACCAAGACCUCAUCGAAGUCGUCUCUGGACAAAAUGUUCAAACUAUGAGAGACGCAGAUAUCGUUGUUCUAGGCUGCAAGCCUUUUAUGGCAGAAGAAGUCCUGGGAGAACGAGGCGUUCGUGAAGCCCUGUCCGGCAAACUCGUCAUCAGCAUGUUGGCCGGUCAGUCGUGCGAAAACCUGACUCGAAUUAUCAAAGACGCGCCUGGAGAUACACAUGCACCUCAAGCUAAGGACCCGGCAGUCAUGAAGGUUAUUCCAAACAUGGGUGCUCAGUUCGGUGAAUCGAUGACUAUCAUUGAGACGCCUUCGGAUGCCGUCUCGCAGUCCAUGGCUGAGACUGCCGAGUGGAUUUUCAAUCAGAUCGGGAAGGUCAAGUUUCUCGCGCCCGAGCAGACGGGUCUGGCGACUGUGCUUGUUGGUGCAACCUUGGCCACAUUGACGCUCCCGAUUGAGGGAUUGCUGGAUGGGUGUGUUGCCGAGGGGUUUAAGCGUGCUGAUGCGAUGGAGAUGGUUCUGCAGGGUAUCCGUGGGUUGUCUGCUCUUUUGGAGUCUGGUGCGCAUCCGGCUGUUGUGAGAGAAAGUAUUUCUUCGCCGAGGGGGUGUACGAUUCAGACACUUCUGAGUCUCGAGAAAGCUGGGACAAGGUCCGAUUUUGCGGAGGCUAUGAUUAGGGGAAAUAAGCAUCUCAAGGAAAAUAUGUAG